Molecule: messenger RNA, 372 nt
Organism: Anopheles coluzzii
Lineage: Eukaryota; Metazoa; Arthropoda; Insecta; Diptera; Culicidae
Exons: 2
Coding region: 1-372 (123 amino acids)
Source: RefSeq, a predicted model, not a curated record
AUGUUGUUAGGGCUGUUCCUCAAUGCAAGCCCGACGCAAGGCCGAACGAAACGCUUUGGAAGCCUUUCGGGAACACAGCUGGACAUGCGCAAUAGGGAGGGAAUGAUAUUGCUUUCCUGCUCGCGAGUUCACAGCAACGCCGAGGCGAUGGAGAAUUUUGGGCAGCUUCCAGCAGCUGCACGGUGGCAAGCAGAGAUCAGUUGUCGUACGACGGCUACGUUGGUCAAAGGUUUGGGAGGAACGUGCAUCAUCUCCCUGUGUACCAGACUUCACACGUCACACGGUUCGGAUAGUCGUUCGGAGGACCGGGCACCGUGCAAGUGUUGUGGUGGUGGUUGUGCUGAGCGAACGAGUGUUUGUGCAGUGGCGUGA